Molecule: messenger RNA, 1414 nt
Organism: Haliotis rufescens (red abalone)
Lineage: Eukaryota; Metazoa; Mollusca; Gastropoda; Lepetellida; Haliotidae
Product: 1,5-anhydro-D-fructose reductase-like
Exons: 1
Coding region: 131-1090 (319 amino acids)
Molecular function (GO): oxidoreductase activity
Source: RefSeq, a predicted model, not a curated record
GCUUCCGGAAUGGGGCACGUGUAGGUGUUGGUAAACAAAAGACUGUCAAAUGAACUCGUCCUACGCACUGCCACCCUUCUUCAAAUGACGACAUCCUCUUUUAUGCUACAGUGAAUGGUUAUAUGUCAACAUGUCUUCAGUCGUACGUUAUCUAACUAUGAACAACGGCCUUAAGAUGCCAUCGGUUGGUCUAGGAACUUAUCUUUUGAAACAGGAUAUUUUAAAACAAGCUUUGGACUAUGCGCUAUUUCUCGGUUACCGCCACAUCGACACAGCACUUUCUUAUGAAAAUGAAGUAGAAAUCGGUGAAGUGAUCCACGAACGUAUUAAAGCAGGUAGAUUGAAAAGAAACGAAUUAUUUGUGACAACUAAAGUUCCUUCAGUGUAUCUGAGUAGAGAGUCGGCAAUAAGAAGUACUGAAUUGUCCUUAGAAAACCUGAAACUGAAGCAUGUUGACAUGCUGCUGAUACACCACCCCUGGGGCCUUGUGAACAGAGGAGAUGGUACACUGGUACCGUUUGACUCGAAGGGGGAGAAAGAGCUGUGUUGGUACAACAUUCUGGAGACCUGGGAUGCCUUUGAACAUGUGCAUAAUCGCAAGCUGACUAAAAGUAUCGGGUUGUCAAACUUCAACCCCACACAGAUUCAGAGGAUCUGGGAUAAGGCGGAUGUGAAGCCAGCAAAUCUACAACUUGAGCUGCAUGCUUAUUGGCAACAAAAUGUCCUACAGAAAGUUUGCCGUGAGAAAAAUAUAAUCAUGACGGCCUUUGCUCCAUUAGGAGCACCUUUUAAAAAUGAUAUGACAGACGGUCUGCCAAAGCUACUGGAAGAUCCUGUGAUUAUUGAAAUAUCUGAUGAAUAUGGUAAAAGCCCUGCACAAAUCUUGUUGAAUUUCUUAUUGCAAAAGAACAUUGGUGUUUUGCCAAAAAGUCAGAGUAUUGAGAGGAUUAGGGAAAACCUUGAAGUGCUUGAUUGGAAAAUUACUCAGAUGGAUUGUGAAAGAAUAGAAAAGUUGGACAACACUGUGAAAUACUUUCCGUUCGACUGGGCUCAUACACAUCCUGAAUAUGACAAAAAUCAGCCUUUCUAAUCCUGUAUUUAUAUGUUGUCAUAUAUGUUGAUGUGUUGAAUUGACAUAAGAAUUAAGAUACAGUUGACUUAUGGAUUUCAAAUUAUCUAUGCUUUGUUUUUAAUCCUGACAAUUUUGCAUGAUCACAACAGACAUCUCAAAUUUGGGAUGGGGUACGAUUUAUAUUAAUAUAUACCUGAUAUACAUGGAAAAAAUUGUACACAUCAGAAAAUAUAUUAACAUUGGUGCUUAAUUCUUUAAGGGAAAAUGAUUGUCGUUUUUGAUUUUAUGUGUUUAGCCAAUACAUGUAUAUGUUUCAUAUAAAUUCUUUUAAUUUAUUAUGUU